Molecule: messenger RNA, 1671 nt
Organism: Ostreobium quekettii
Lineage: Eukaryota; Viridiplantae; Chlorophyta; Ulvophyceae; Bryopsidales; Ostreobiaceae
Source: the annotation of a GenBank genome assembly
AUGAUGUUGCGAUCAGAGCUUGUGAAUCGUCUUUCUGGCGCCGCCGCAGGAACCAACUUGCUGGCGGUGUGCCGAGGCCUUUCUUCCCCCGCCCCCCGCCAAAGCCGUGGGGCUUUGGUGCCCAUUCAGCCUCCUGUACAUCCCCGCAUAGGCGACUGUCGGUCGUCGGUGCGGCAUUUGGAAGCCCACCGGGUGAAUCCACGGGACGAGAUGGGCGAAGGGGGAUGGCGUCGAGUCGUGGUGCGCAAGGUGGCGGGGUGUGGGGACGCUGCGCCGCGGAGGAACCCGGUGGCGGGCUGCAUGCCGGACGCCGUGCUCGCCAAGAUCUUCUCCCUGGUGCCUUUCGGUCAGAGGCUUCUCGUGCUUCCCCUCGUGUGCAAAAACUGGGCUCGAGUGAUGCAAACAGAACCUGCUGUCUGGCGGUCGUGCAGCCUUGAUGCAACAAACUGGAGGGGGCAUCAUGAGGGUGAGAUGGAUGCUGACCAUGUGGUGGACUGGUUUGCCAGGAGGCCAGCACAAAUGGAAAGGCUGUUCAUCGAUUUUGCUGGCUUCGAACUGCCUGUUCUGGGCCUGCUUCUUGGGAUGAUGAGCAAGACUUUGAUGAUGGUACGGCUCAAGAAUGGCACAUUUUCCAUUGAGCACUCACUGGGAAUCCGUUGUGCACAGCGGCUGAGGUACCUUUCGCUCCAGUUGAAGGGCGAUGCGCAGUGGGGAGCAAUUCGGAGCCUGUCCGCUCUGAGACAACUUUCGAUUCUAGAAGUCUCCUUUGUGGAGCAGCCGCGACUAGGCAGUGCAAACGUGAGAAUGAGCUCGAUCGAGGAAAACAAUGUGUUCUCGUUUCCUCAGUAUUUUGAAGAGUUGAGGCUGACGAACUGGGGCCAUGUGGGGCUUGACCUUCCAGAGGGAGUGUUUUGCAAUUGGGGUGACCUGCGGGUACUAGACCUGCAACACACAACAGUGCCAUACUUGCCCGAGGCUGUGUCCAAGCUGAUGCGGUUGGAGGAGCUCAAAGUUACGGUGUACAAGGGAUAUGUUCGCAGCAAUAACCUGCUCCCAGCCAUCUUUGUCAGCCUGACAGCGCUGCCUGCCUUGAAGUCACUGUACAUAGGAUCGGACGUUUGCCAGUUUAGGUUCUGUUCAAUGAUUUUCAAAAUGACCCAGCUGGAGAGUCUGGAAUUCGAGGGCUUCUCAUUCAUUCAGCCAGUCUCCUGCGAGGAAGAAGACGUUGAGCUGGUGGACCUUAUUGAAGCCCUGAACCACCUGCCGUCGUUAACACACUUUGGGUUGCAGAAAUGCCGCCUUCAUUUCUGCCCACUGUCGUUUCGGGGCGUGUGCGGGCUGCGCUCGCUCAACUUGGCCCGCAACAGUUUGUCCGAACACAACAAGGCCAUGCCGUCGGGCGCGUGGCUCUCCACCCUCACCGCCAUGGAUCUGUCCGACAACAGACUGGACAGAAUUCCCAAGGCACUGAGGGAAGCAACGGCGCUUGUGGAGCUGGAUUUGAGCUGGAAUGUGUUUGAGAUCAAUGAUGAGGAUGUGGAUUUGAUCCUUGGCAUGAAGCAUCUUCGGAAACUGGUAUUGGGAGGGGAGGAGCGGACGUGGGGAAGACAAUCUGUGCAUAGUCUGAUGAGACUGGCCAGGAUCGACCCUAAUUUGCUGGUUGUGGUGUGA